AUGAGGCUGGUGGCCAUGUGGGAUUCAUCCUGGAGCCUGUGUUGUCGAUGUACCAAAGGAGUACCUCGAAGCGAUUGCAAUAGGGGGACAGGUACGAAAUUGUGGCGGAGCGAAGCGGCACAAAUGUGGUACAAUUACGGCUUGAUUGGUUAUUCGAGCGCGUUCGAGAACUUGACGGGUACCAGUUUACCCCACAAACUCCGGUCAUCCCUUUUCAUUGGGCAAAAGCUCCAGGUAGCGCAAGUCGUGGCGAGAUGUCUCAUGGGGUUGCGACAAGUACCCAUUUCGUAGUCCGUCCGCCGAGUGUGGGUGCCACAAUGGAAAUUGCCAAGAUUGAUCAGGACCAACCGAACGGCAUCUCCUAAAGGCGGUCGAGAUUGGAGCAUGGUUAAGGCCGAGAUUCGCAUGAG
This is a messenger RNA of Neurospora hispaniola, 410 nucleotides long. RefSeq lists its product as uncharacterized. The record is from RefSeq and is a predicted model, not a curated record. Lineage: Eukaryota; Fungi; Ascomycota; Sordariomycetes; Sordariales; Sordariaceae. The transcript has 2 exons. The coding region runs from base 1 to 291 and encodes 96 amino acids.